This is a messenger RNA of Durusdinium trenchii, 1147 nucleotides long. NCBI's taxonomy places the organism in Eukaryota, Dinophyceae, Suessiales, Symbiodiniaceae. The record is from the annotation of a GenBank genome assembly.
GUGCAAUACAUCAACUACGCAUUAGCACGGAUCAUUCACAGCGGCGGCCAGAUGACCGAGAUUCUCCGUGCAGCUCUGGAGGACUUGGCCACAGACAAGACCCUUGAUGUGGAGAAGUCUAUUGAUGCCAAAGAGUUUAAUGAAGUUGGACUUGUUUGCAAUGAACUUGAACUCGAUACUGCCACCUUACUUUGGUGGCUUGUUUGCAUCAUCGAAUGGCAGAGUGGACAUCGAAUCUUCCUCUCCUUCAUGAGCGAGCUUCUACGCCGUACCGCUGACUUGCUGAAUGAAGCGGACUCGACCUGUCGAUCUUUGAAGACGCACAUCACUGCGCUGCAAGCACAGAUGCGAAGUGUCGAUGACGAGGGAAACACUCCUGAAGUGUCGCCAGAAGCACGCCUCGCUGGACCUGUGGGAAUUGCGGUGAUUACUUCGGCUGCGGCUGCAGAGGCCCGGAUUACAGCGGCCAAAGCCGUGCUCGAGGAGAUUGCCCAAGUGAAGAAGGAAGCCGAGAAGCUGCAGGCCAAUCUGCUGAAGAAUAAGAUCUCUUCGCCGGACACCAUCGAAGCGGAUGCCCAGGGCUUCCCAGACUUCAAUCGAAUCCGCUCAUUGCUCCAAGAGGCACAGCCGAAGGCCCUGGAGGAGGCCAAGCAUGCCGUCUUGGUGCGUAGCUCGGGUGCCGUCGGCGCUUCGGGCCGAGCGAGAGAGAUCUACGGUGAGACCUACGCGGCGCUCGAGACGAAGCUUCUGCAGUUGCAGCUCAAGGGCCGCCAGGCAGUGGAUGGUGAGAUUGGCCUCGAUGCAUCACCCAAGAGCAGCUCCUGUGGUCCAGCGCCUCCGCUGGCCGAUGCACAGAUGCCCUUGGUCACCUACUCCGAGCAGGUCGAGAGCGUAGGAUCCGUCCAAGACCAUGCCUUUUUGCAGCUGCUGGGCAUCCCAGAAGGAAACAUGGCCACCUCACAAGCCGUGGACCGCUGCUUCUUGAAGGUGGAGGUCUACGAUCGCUUCAGUGAGAAGACGGGUGCCGUGGAGGAUGAGUUCGAACGCUUCUGCCGUUACGCAGUGAGCGAUGCCCGGCAGCGCUGCGGGGGGCGGCGAUUGGUGGCUGCGCUGAAACCGCUCUUGGUGGAUCUGGUGAAGAGGAGGC